This is a messenger RNA of Sesamum indicum (sesame), 541 nucleotides long. RefSeq names its product auxin-induced protein 15A. The record is from RefSeq and is a predicted model, not a curated record. Lineage: Eukaryota; Viridiplantae; Streptophyta; Magnoliopsida; Lamiales; Pedaliaceae. Gene Ontology annotation, biological process: response to auxin.
ACCAGCAACAAAUCCUUGAACACUCAGCUUCUCAACUUUCACUUGCUUCACAAAAACUUUCACAUCCCUUCAUUUUCAUUUCUUCUUCAACAAGAUUUACUUCAAUAGAACGAUGGCCAUUCGUCAAAUGCUUAGACGGUCUUUAUCCAGCGACAGAAGAUCAGCUUCAUCUGGACUUGACGUGCCAAAGGGGCAUCUUGCUGUUUAUGUUGGGGAGAGCAAAAGGAAACGCUUUGUUAUUCCCGUAUCAUACUUGAACCACCCUUCAUUUCAAGAUUUGCUAUUUCAAGCUGAAGAAGAAUUCGGGUUUGAUCAUCCAAUGGGUGGCAUCACCAUCCCCUGCAGUGAGGAGUUAUUCAUUGAUCUCACCUCCCAGUUGGGCAGACGAUGAUGUAUUUAACUAGGACUUAGACCAAUGCAAUUUUGUUAUAGAUAGGCAUCUGGACAUAUAGUUUGUUUUCCUUUUAUCUACACACAGAAGAUACUUUGUCGGGUACAAAAUGUAUUCCCUGGACAAAUUUAUGGCAUUGAUUAUGAAAAA